AUGUCAACAGAACCCGAGCGCUUCUUCCCUUUCCACUCCUCCCACCUCUCCUCUGUAUCUUCCAUCACCUGGCUGCAACCGUGCCGGCCACAGAGAGCAUGGAUUGCGCGUUUCCUUCCCAACGCGCGGCGCCCGCUGUCGCAGGUCCUACUGGCGCAAAUACCAGCUCCGCCCUUCUCCGCGAGCCCAGCAGCAGCGUCCAUGGGCGUGGUCCCGGGGAGUCGCUUGCGCCGAGAGAGCGGGAGAGGCAGGGGCACGAGCGUCGACACGAGAAUAGGUACGGGUAGGGAGGGCGGCAGCGGGAGGUGGCGGAGAGGGAGUGAGAGCAGCGCGAGUGUGGAGUUCGCGGGUGGCCCUCAUGUGGGCGCCAUGAUUUCCCCGCGGGGCAGCAGCUCUGCUAGCACGAGCACGAACACGGGCAGGGGCAGCAGCGCGCAUGUGAGCCACCUGGACGCCGCUCUCAUUGGCCCCAGUGCUGCUGCGGCGUUCACUGCUGAUGUUCACGCCAUGGCCGGGCCUGCUGCCCUGCGCAACCCCGGGCUUGCUGUGCAUGGUGGCGCUGGUGCUGGUGAGGGGGAGGGCGGGAAGAGCGAUGCUGGCUCGGGUACACCCGCAUCCGCGCCCUGCCCGCUGGCAGAGCCACAGCAAGCGCAGCCAGCACAGGGGGGGCAGCAGGCGCAGGGGAGAGAGCAGUGGUGGGGGGGACGCGGGUACCGGGAGGAGUGGGUGUCGGCAGGGUAUGGGUACGCAGACUUCCUCACAGCAGAGGUGGCGGAGUUUUUGAUGGCGAGGGAGGAGGCGCUGGUGCUGAAAGGGCAGCAGCUGGCACUGCAGUGCACCAUGGAGCAGCGCCGCGAGCCUGAGGGGCUGCUCUCCCACGCCAAUGCAAAGGCGGGUGAGCGGGGGAGGGGUGGUGUAGGGUGGGGAGGCCGCGCGGCAGGAGAGGGGGGUGCAAGGGAGGAUGCAGGUGCAGCGCUCUGUGGUGGCUCCCUGACGUCCAUCCCCCUGGCGUUCCAGCGAGUGGAGUACAAGCUGGAGUGGCGCAUGCGGGACGUGCGCCUGUGGGGCACCAAGGACGGCACCCCCCGCGACACAGACGGGCCCGGCCUCACCUCCUUGCUGCUGCUGCUGCUCUUUGUGCCGCCUGCCGUGUUCUCACGUGCAUGUGACGACGACGUGUGGCAGCUGGAGCCCGACAGAUGGUUCCCUGAUGAUGGCGACCCGUGGACCCGAACCACUGACGAGCACUUCCUCCCCGCGGGGGCGAGGGCGGGCGCUUGUACAAGCGCAGCAGCAGGCGCGUGUGUGGGCGUUGGGGAUGAUGGAAGGGGAGGUGCUGGUGCGAGGCGGUGGGACAGUGGGCCUGGUAGCAGUGGAGGCCGUGGCGUGAGUGGGUGGAAGGGGCGGGUGUGGAGUGGAGGGGUGUUGGGAGCGGCGUCGGUGAUGCAGGUGUCAGUGUCGGUGCGGCAUGGCAUCCAUGUGAGGCGCAUAGCAGAGCACAUGCGCACUGCAUUGCUGCACCUCAGAGCACGCUACCUGGGCAACCCACCGCGCGUCGCCAUCACCGCCCACUAUGCUGCCGCCCCGCCCAUCAACCUCAUCCUUUUCAUCUCUCUCGACCCGUCCUCGCUCCCCAAUACCACCCAAGGCACAAUCCCCCCCACUGCCGUGACUGCCUCCUUGUACCGCACUCCGGCGUACGAGCCUGUGCCCGCUGCCGUGGCGGUGCUGAUGGAGUUCCUCCGCUUCUCCCGCCCUGAAUUCGACCCCGCCAGGAAGUUCUGCCAGAUCGUCCGCGCCAUGCGCCACCACGGUAGGCUGCAGACGCGAGGAGGCACCGAUACGGGGCGAGCCAAGGAACCAGAAGGGACGCGUGAGCACCAGAGUGAGAGGGGAGCAGAGCAGCAAGGGUCAGUUAUGGGAGAGUUGGAACUGCAGCCGCAGUCGCAGCAGGAACAACGAGACACGGAGGAGAAGGCAGGGGAAGCGAGCGAAGGGGAGAGCAGCACGUGGCCGUGGAGGCUACCAGCGAACCACGUGGUGGUGUUCCGGCUGCUCAUCACACCGCUGGGCGCGCAGUGCUGCUUGCCGGGCGUGGAGCUGACCAACCGCGUGCUCACGCACUACCGCCCCCACGCGCACCACUUCCUGCGCGUCACCUUCACGGACGAGGGCCUAAAGACCCUGUCACCCUGA
Molecule: messenger RNA, 2196 nt
Organism: Closterium sp. NIES-65
Lineage: Eukaryota; Viridiplantae; Streptophyta; Zygnematophyceae; Desmidiales; Closteriaceae
Source: the annotation of a GenBank genome assembly